Mercurialis annua (annual mercury) is the source of this 757-nucleotide messenger RNA. RefSeq lists its product as uncharacterized. The transcript has 6 exons. Gene Ontology annotation, biological process: GPI anchor biosynthetic process. The record is from RefSeq and is a predicted model, not a curated record. The coding region runs from base 268 to 570 and encodes 100 amino acids. Gene Ontology annotation, cellular component: endoplasmic reticulum membrane. NCBI's taxonomy places the organism in Eukaryota, Viridiplantae, Streptophyta, Magnoliopsida, Malpighiales, Euphorbiaceae.
GAAAAAUAGUAACCGCUCCUCAUCAACAGUUACUGCCGCUCACUACCCAUUGCCGCUGCUCACCACCCAUCGCUGUUGCUGCUCUUCAACAACUUUAACGGCGGCGGAGACCUCCUCCUUGAAGCGGACUUUCUCAGUGACUUGAGCUUCAGCGUGAGUGAGAAGGAAGAGCUUAUAUGCGAGGAUGAGGUGCGGUUGCGGAGUUUCCUCUUAACCUUCCAUUCAACGACCGGACCAAAUAUUUUCAGAAUAUUAUGCCUCUUUUGCAUGGACAUUUGUAAAACAACGGCCGUUGUGGCAGACUCUCCUCCCUUUUUUUUGGCCUGUUUUGACUCUAGCGAUUUGCCUAUUUCCUGUCUAUCCUCAUUCGUGCAAGCUAUUGAUUCUCUACUCAUGUGCUGGAGUGCUUCUUCUAAUUCUCUCCCUGCUUCUAGGUACAUACCAAAGACCAGUAAUUGGUCUCUUCUUAUGUCAUCAUUCACAUUUGUGCCAGCAUCUUGUGUAUUUGGUUCGUCAUGGUCUAAUUGGCAACAAAUAUUUGCACAUUCUAAAUGGAAAUUAUUGGAAUGAAAGAAAUGAAAUCAAGAUGGACGUUUUCCUAGCUAUAUCAAAAGUUAGGCUUAGUUCAGUUUUUUAGCGAAUAUUUUAAAUGUUUGCAUACAAUUGGUUAUUUUAGUAUUAUUGAAGAUUUAUUCAUUUAUAAUUUUAUGUAAUAUUUGAAUUGAUUUAGUUUUUUAUUCAUUGAUUUUAGCAACAA